Molecule: messenger RNA, 429 nt
Organism: Durusdinium trenchii
Lineage: Eukaryota; Dinophyceae; Suessiales; Symbiodiniaceae
Source: the annotation of a GenBank genome assembly
AUGGCUGUAGAGGAGACACAUGCUUAUGAUCACAUCUCGCUCGAGGAGCUGGACUGGUGUGGUGUCUUCGCACUCGCCCUGGUCCGUGUGGGGCGACACUUGGAGGUCAAGGCCAUCAACAAGGUUUGGGGCGUGGCCAAGGACCUCUUCGAAGGGGAGACGGCCAGCUCCGAGCUGCAGCCCAACCCGACGGUGUUGAAGGCUACGCGCCAUGCCUCGCAGCUGGUGAUCACUCACUAUGCGACGAUGAGCGGGCAGCGCUUGGCGCACUUCUUCCGGAACUCCGUGCAGAGCCGGAACUGGAUGACGGUGCGCGAGGCGCAAGAGCCGCGAAAGGUGGUGGAGAUGGUGCUACGGGAGGCGGCCGUGGGCGGGCUGGGCGCUUUCGGUGGUGUCGUGGGUCCAGUGGUGAUCACGAACGGUUGCUGA